UAGCAACUUCGACCCAUUUUCAACCCGCACAUGCGCAAUCCAGCCCUACAGUUCCACACAAAACAAGACAUUGCACAGCAAACGUUCAUUCGGCAUCGUUAAAAAUCACAUCGUUAAUAAUAAAAUCCCAACGUAAAUCAAUGAAAGCGUUAAACUACAAAACAAUACAGUGUACGUGAAUAGAAAUUACAAGCACGCGCGGUGCCCUGUCAAAAUAAACCAGCGCGAUUGCGAUGUAAACAUGACCGAGCGUAAGAUCUUGCUUUUUAUUCUGUCCGUGAUCGCCUACGGCAUGUACAGUGUUCAUAUGUGGUUCUUGAAAGAUAAUGGCGAAAACCCAGAUCUGAAACAAGAAAAACCCAAUCUAGAAGAUAACAAAGAAAUAGCCAUUCCUAGUGAGCCAAAAGUGAAGGAGGCACCAAAACAAAUAAUUAGACGUUACAUUAAAGACGGCUGCUCUGUUAUGCAAAUAUUGACUGAAAAACCAAAAGACAAUGUUAAGAAGAUUUUAAUGGAAGAUAUGGAUAAUAACGGCAGUGCGGUUACAGUGAUUGGUAUCACUGUUUUUCUAUUAGUAUUAACGGUGAACGCUAUUUUGGAUGUGCUCAAAGUGAAGGAAGAAGAACGAGCGAGGUUAAAGCUCAAUCCUGAAGGGGAAAGAAGACAGUCUUUAGCAGAGUUUGCAAACAAGAAACCGCUGCGACGGGAGUCCAGCAAGUUUGGUUUACAUCUGUUUCAGAUUUCUGAGACUGUCGCGAGUAGUGGUGAAGAGAAGAAGGAUAAAAAAACACGCCAAACACGACCGUAUACGAGGGGAGAUUCAACUAACUCGUACUUGAGUGAAAGGAAGCCUAAAUCAGAAGGAUCAGCGCCUGCUUCGAUCAGCGAGACAUCUACAGCUGAGCCCAGGUUGGCUAAACGACAAUCAGUGGCCAAGCUAAUUGGAGGUCGUCCCGUGCCCAUGGUCCGGCGCUCAUCGUUCCCUGCCUUGCCCCUGAACCCUGAGGUCCAAGCCCUGAUGCUGGGCCAUCGCCAGGCUUCGGUGGACAGUGACGAUGAAGACGGCAGAGGAAGGAGAGUCAGGAUCAUCCGUAGAUAUUAGAUAGAUGUGAUUUUCGAAGAUAACCUGAGUAGGGGGGAGACCGAGGAGAGUUGUAACAAACUCAAUAUCUCUAAACGUGUGACAGUUCAUUUGAACGGGAAUAUUCCCACCUCUCGUUCCCACCGCUGCAACUCCUGUGUAGCCAGGAUCUACAGCUUGACCGCUAAUAAAAAUCCAACCAGUGAAGGCCAAGUUUGUCCCGGGGGAAACGGUCAUUGGACCCGCAACGAAAUUAAUCAAAAGAACAUAGGAGGAGUUCGAAGUUAAGGUUCGACUUCUCUCCAGUGCAAAGCGGGUGACAGGUGACAAGCAAAGGUUUAGUAAACCUUAAGAAAAGAUAAUAUAUCAUCAGUUUAUAGAGCUAGCAACCUCGCAAAUUUUUUGCUGUUUAAAUGCUCUACAUUUUGCGUGAAUGCACCUCGAUAGUUAAUCAUAGUUGUAGAGAAAUCGACUUUGUCACAACUCAUCUUGGCCUCCUCUACCUUGAUUAAGUUAUGUGUACCUACCUGUAUCUGUUUAUGUAAGGGAGAGAAUACUUGGUUAUGGUAAUAGUAUGAUGAUUGCUUUGAUGGCCACAUAAGCUAAGACUGGCUGUUGGGAUUCAUUGAAAAGGUGUGAAAAUGUUUCUGUGCUCAGAUUUAAAAACUCUAGAACUAAUAAUUGUGAUUUGUUUUAAAAAGAUUUUGACAAAAUUAUUGUCACAUUUUGUAGAUAAAUAUUUAUUUUUUCUUACCUACAUCAUGAAUAUCAAUAAUAUCAACAAUAAAAUCAUAAUACUAUAAUAAGUAAUUCAUAAAAAUAAGUUAUGUAAUCACAACUAAAUCUCAUAAAAUAUUUUCAACUUCAUCUAUCGUGACUUAUACAAGCGUUUUGUAUAAAAUUGUUUAGAUAAAAUGUUAUGAAAAAGUGUUACUAGUCUACACAUCUUAAUACAUAAUAUUAUUUAGGUAAAACCAUUCCAAGUCGAUCUUAAUAUAAAAAUUCUUAAUAAAAUUUGGAAGAAAUUGGGAAAAUUAAGGGUAAGCGUAAUGAUGUGGCCUAACGAAUGAAAUUUAAUAAUGUUUUAAAUUAAGCACUUUUUCGCUGUUUUUCGUAUUUAAUACUAUUUACAAGGUCCUUUUCCUUCUCCUUUAGAUGUAUAUUAUAUUAUUAUACCCUAUCCCGACCAAUCUGCCAAUCUUUUUAUAAUAAGGUAGACAAUACUAAAGAUAUUGUUUAUAUGUAUAUGUCUGUCAAUUUACUGAUAUAUCUACUUGUGAUUUUAAUCUAUAAUAUAAGGAUAAUAAGAAACAUAAUAAUUAUCGUCAAUGUUAAUUGAAGUGUAGCAUUAUUCUUCUUGGUAUACCUACAUUAGAGCCUUGAAAGUUUUGUGCUACUCAUCUUUUUAUAUACAUACAAGCUAUUUACUUAGGUAAGUAGUUCUAUAAUGCUGAUCGGUGUCCUUUUUUAUUUACAAAAUUGUCAUUCUAAAACUACAAAUUUUCAGCGGAAAUUGCAUUUUGAAAAUUCAUUCACUCGUAAUUUUAAAAAUACUUUUUUGUCGCUAAAGAGAGUUUUUCUGAAAGAAGACUUUUAGCCUAGAAACAUACAUCGCAAUCUAGACAUUUUUUAAAAUCAGCAUCCAAUCAGCAUUUAUUUUAAUGAAUGUAGCAUAUCCUUCAAAAACAUCAUCAAAAUAUGAAGUCUGAAUUAGAUUCGAGUACUGAAACUGUGUGAUAUUGAACUAAAUCGAUAUUUGCAUAUUUAGAUCUGUUCUUUUGUAUAUCAUCUUUAUACAAAUGACGGCAUAUCAAGCCACACAUUUUUGAUCAAAAAUAGCACUCACUAUAAAUAUUUAAAAGGCACAUUGUUAAACUUGUUGUGCCGUCUUCUGUAUAAAAAUG
Messenger RNA from Ostrinia nubilalis (European corn borer), 2985 nucleotides. RefSeq lists its product as uncharacterized. Bases 242 to 1102 code for a protein of 286 amino acids. The transcript has 2 exons. The record is from RefSeq and is a predicted model, not a curated record. Lineage: Eukaryota; Metazoa; Arthropoda; Insecta; Lepidoptera; Crambidae.